AUGCCGUAUGCGAGGUUCCCCGGUGCAGAAAGCACUGCGCCUGCAUAUCGUGCCCUUUGUUCACAAGGCUACGCGGUUGGAUGGGAAACGACCUACGAUAUUGCAGUCAAUCUUACAACGAGAACAGGCAUGCAUGGUAAAGUCAAAGUUCGGAAAACGCCCAACAAUCACUGGACCAGGACCAAUGGGCUGUCUUGGGGACGCCGGUGGUGGAACAGAUGGGGAACUGCUGGAAUUAAUUACACGACCUAUCAAGGAAUAGGCCCUGAGAAAGCCAAUGCUCGAAUCGUGUAA
Molecule: messenger RNA, 294 nt
Organism: Clonostachys solani
Lineage: Eukaryota; Fungi; Ascomycota; Sordariomycetes; Hypocreales; Bionectriaceae
Source: the annotation of a GenBank genome assembly